Solea solea (common sole) is the source of this 4615-nucleotide messenger RNA. RefSeq names its product interleukin 23 receptor (gene il23r). Gene Ontology annotation, cellular component: external side of plasma membrane; CRLF-CLCF1 complex; signaling receptor complex. The coding region runs from base 901 to 3648 and encodes 915 amino acids. The transcript has 17 exons. Gene Ontology annotation, molecular function: cytokine receptor activity; cytokine binding. NCBI's taxonomy places the organism in Eukaryota, Metazoa, Chordata, Actinopteri, Pleuronectiformes, Soleidae. Gene Ontology annotation, biological process: positive regulation of tyrosine phosphorylation of STAT protein; cytokine-mediated signaling pathway. The record is from RefSeq and is a predicted model, not a curated record.
UUUUAAAUGAACUCAAAGUAGUUCUGAAAAUUAGCAAACCUCAGACUUGAGGUCUCUUUUAUCUCUACAUGAAUAUGCUUCUGGGUUUUUUCCAGCAACCAUUUUGAUAGAAGAGAUGGAAAAAUACAGAAAACAAGUGAGAUAGAUAAUGUCUCAGUCUGUCCUCGUCUUUCCUCAGACACAGUUGUCUCUAAUUGUGAGCGACAUGGUUAUCAAGCCAAAAAUGUAAGUUUGUUUUACCCAUUCAUUAGAUUAGACACACCUGCUAUGUUAAUGUUUUUGAGGAUAUCUUUCAUGAGUUCAUGGUGUGUGAAUCUUUGUCAUUUGGAAGAAACUGUGAGGAAAGUGUCAGCACCAGCAAAAAUGCUGUGAAGUUACAGUCAGCAUCUUUAUUUGAGAAAAGAGUUUCACAUGUUUUAUGUUCAUUUGACGAUGGAAUUAUGUGCUAACAGCAGCACAUUUAAUGGAAGCAAAGUGAUGUGAUGAAGUCAACAGAACGUUUGUGGUGAUGAAAAACAGGUAACUGAAGUAGGACAUAAAAGCUCUGAAAUACAGUUCAAAGUUAUUUGCCUUUGCCAAAAAACCACUAAACUAGGUCACCCACCCUAUAAAGGUUGCAGAACAGAAAUCACUUCACUCAUACGCAUCUUACAGAGCAAGUCAUCUCAGGAGAGCUACUAAUAAAAUCUUAUCUUGAUAUGCAAAGUUUUAUCUGAACAUGUAAUUCAAGGCCGUUAUGACUGGAGCUGCUGCUGCUUCUUAUCAACUACUCAUUCAGACUUGAAGAAACACUGUUUCCUCCACAUGUUUUACGACACAUCGUCUCUUCUGCACACAUGUCUGAGCUGCUGUUUGGUCCAGAGUGGGCUCUUUGGGGAAAAAAAACAAAGAUGAGCUGAGAUGAAUCUCUCAAUCUCCUCAACUACAUCGAGAUGCAUAAUCCUACCUCUGCUCAUCCUUUAUAUCCUGCUUUACCCUCUGCUCCCUGCUGGAUACCAGUCUGUCAAUAGAGGUGGAACUGUGACAGUAGUCCCCUCUCCCUACUUCCUUUUGGGAUCAAACCUGACAGUGUACUGCCACGUCCGCGAAUGUGAGCGGAGUUACAAAAUAUCCCUGGACCUGAACGGUGUGACUGUCAAGGACAGGGAGGAAGUCAACUGCAGCCUGGCCAUGUUUAAUCUGACCAGCGUCCACACUCCACAGUCUUUCGUGAUCUGUAAGCUGAGAGGUGUUCAGAGCACGAAGAUUGUCACUGGACUGGACCUACAUGGCGGCCUUCCUCCAGAUAAACCUGAAGACAUUAUCUGUGAAGUGACAAGAAGCUCAGACUUUAUAGGCUGCUCGUGGAAGAGCGGUCAGAAAACACACCUCCCGACAACCUACAACAUUUCAGUCAACAGAGAAAAUGGGACCCAGAUAUAUUUGGAUCAGAUCCAGAAUGCUGAAGAAAUUAAAAUCCCACGAGGAAUUGUAGAUAAAAGCAACAAAUACCAGUUGAUCAUCACGGCAUACAACCACUUUGGAGUGUCACAGUCUAAUCCAUUCAUCUUGUGUGUAAAGGACAUAGUGAUACCAGAUACCCCUCAUAUUACAAACGUAGAGUUUGAAAAUGGCUCCAUUUCAGCGGUGCUGCAGUGGCACACCGGCGAUCUCUCUGUGCAUCUCAAACCCUACGUCAGGCUCCGCACACAUCACAGCUCCUGGGAUGUCAGGGAGGAAACAGAGCUCAGUGAGACUUUGAUAAGAGUGGGCGACGUGACACCUCUCACUGAGUAUGAGUUCCAGGUGAGGACAUGUAAUUCCACAUUCAGAGUGAAACACAUCACUGUUCCCAGCUUCCCACCUGCGCCAACCUCCAGCCAAAAGCUGCCAUGCAGCAAAUGGAGCUCAUCUGUUUUGGCGACAAGUCCAGGAAAAGGUCCAUCGCAGCGUCUGAGUGUAUGGAGGGUGUUCAACAGCCAGCAGAAUGUGACUGUUUUUUGGAAGCCUCCACCUCCACAGGACUACAGUGGUGAGGUGAAACAGUACAACAUCUUUCUGGCUUCUGAUCAGAUAAAGGAAGUGACCUGUCCUGAGGCCUCAUGCCACUGUUCAGUUCUGGUACCAGCAGAAGUUCAGACACUGAGCAUCAGUGCUGUUGCCUCAUAUGGAUCUUCUCCACCAGCUGAGGUGCCACUCAGACACUCAGGUGAAGUUGGCCCUGUUCUGAGUCAGCUGGCUCCUGCCACUAAUGGCAGUGCUGUGUACAUCUCCUGGUCAUGGCCUCAGACCAAAAGCUGGUCCACAUCUGGAGGAGAAGAGCUUCUUCACUAUGUGGUACAGUGGGGAAGUGUUCCUGCGACAGAGCUGCGGUGGCAAGAGGUGGACAAAAAUCAAAACAGCACAUCAAUCACAGGUCUGACUGCAGGUGUGAGGUAUAAUGUCUCACUGUUUGCUGUGACCACCAGGGGUGUCACUGCUCCAUCAUCUGUUUUAAUCUAUUCCAAAGAGCAAAAACCAGCAUCUGGUCCCAACUUAACAGUGCUGGUUCAUGAGGCUAAGCGGAUCCAGAUCCUUUGGGACGAGCUGCCUGUGAACCAGCAGAGGGGCUUCAUCACAAGCUACACACUUUAUAUUCAGGCGCUGGACUCCAGCAAUAAAGCACUCAGGGUGGUGCUGUCUGGCUCUGGUUCCAGACACAUCUGGCUGGACUGUCCUGAAGGAGCUCUCUCUCUGCAAAUGACUGCAUCCACCUCAGCAGGAGAAAGUCAGCGUGGAAUCCGGGUCAACUCUCAGCCUGCAGACCCUACAGUUGGUGUGGUGAUUGAAGUUGUUGUCAUCAUAGCCCUCUUCAUAGCAAUCGUGGUAAACCUGAUGUGCUGGAGUUGCGUGAGGAAAAGGAUUAAACAAAAGUGUCUAUCUUGGGGACCUGCCUGGCUCGACGUGAUCUUACCAGAACUGGAGAACAGCAAUGCCAUCAGACUACUUCAGCAGAACAGCAGUGAACCCUGUGUCGUGUCCACCGACAGCGACCCUCUGCUGUCUCCUGUUAGUUUGAUUUCCUUGGAGGGGAGGGAAGACGUCUAUCCCGUCAUCCACGUUGAGACAUCGCAAACUGGACCUGGACAAACCACAGCACAGGCGCCUUCACUGGAGACGGACGUCGGGACGGUGCUUGUGGACAGCCAGCUACAAGACAUCAGCUACAAACCCCAGAUUAGUAUGCUGGCCUCACAAUUAGAGACGGGGGAGGAGACAGAAGAGGAGCCAAACGGUGUGGCAGCAGAUAGAGAGGAGGACACAACUUCAAGUGUAUUUAAAGGAUUACUUGGAGGCUUGCUGUCUAGUGUGGAAGUGGAUUGCUCUGUUUCACACCCACAGACUCUCAGCUCUGUUGGUGACCCUUUGUGGCCUAAAGCUCCUGAAACAUCAGGUGCGCCGCACAGAUGCUUCCGGGCGGGGACGAGGGGGGCGGAGUGUGAGGUUGAGGUGAACUGUGCCUCUGUGGAGUUACAGCAGGGGGACACAAUGACACCUGACAUUGCAGACACAUGUUUGUCAACGUGUACGGUAGCGACUGUGCUGACUCAUGGUUACUUCCCCCAGCUAGCUGCUGUCAGCUGCACUUCGUUCAAUGCCACACAGAACGAGCUGGAGCCGUGGGAAUGACACAAACAAAAGAAUACGCACUAAACUGACUCAAGAAAGCAUUACUCAAGCACCACCUCAGCAACAGUAGAACACAGGAAAAUAAUGAUUCCAAUGGUCUGUAACUAUAACAAGCUUUAUCCUCCACAUGAGGCUCGCGGCCCGGGGGAGCUGUGCCAAUCUGAGCUGACAUGGGGCGAAAGGCGGGGUCACACCCUGGACAGAUCAACAGUCAUCACAGGGCCAUAAAUGAUAAUACAAACUGAUAAUUAAAGGUCAAGUGUGUAAUAAUUACUGACAUCUGAUGGUGAGACUGCAAAGUGCAACAAAUGGAGGACUCAUUUCUUCACCCCUCACUUUUCCAAGUCCAUCAGGGAACAAAAGUGGCCUUCACAUGUUAGAAAGGAUGUAAAUGCUCACUCCAUUCUUCCACUCUCUCCGACAGACAUUCUUUUUUCAUUUGCAUCGGACGGGUUUCUGUCAGCCUGAUUUUAUGCACAUUUUCAAUUUGCAUAUACUGUAUAUAUACAUAUAUAUAUAUAUGUAUAUAUAUAAGGUGAAACCUGAAAUUGUCUUCAGACUUGCUGCAGCAGUAGCAUGAUGGCACAUGGUGGGCUCUUUAAUUCAAUUGACAUAACUCUAUACGGCACAAAAAAGCGAGAUGCUUUUUAUUGUAAAGAAAGAAUACACUUAUAAAAACAUACUUAUUCUAUUAUUAUUCUAUUCUAUUUGUCAUUAAACCCUUGCUAAAUGUCGCACUGGACCUUUAAGUUUGAUUGAAAGCAUGUGUAGCAAUCUCACUGUAUGUUUAAUAAAGAUAUGCUGUGUUGAUGCCUUUGUAACUAUUAUUUGUCUGGGGUCUGGAUUCUUACCAGUAUGGUUACAUUCUUCCUGCUCUCAUUUGUGUUUGUGCUGAAUAUAAAAAUAUGAAGCAUUAACAAUAAAUACAAUAAUGGAAAACGUUUAAAUAUUUUUAUGGUUGAAGGUA